AUGCUUCUUCUUUUCAAGGCUUACUUCGUGAGCUGGACCUUCCAGUCUAGUGUCUUCGAGAAAUUGGCAGUAGAACUGCAAGAACAUUAUUAUCGACAUGAUGUCUACCAAACCCGUCGCAUACUGACAUACGAACUUCGCAACUUCUCCCGCAAUACCUGCCUCUCUCUAGCUCAUAUGUGUGAGUCCAAGUCCUUCAUUGCUCAUCCAUGUGCUCAAGCGAUUCUCUCCGAUCUGUGGUAUGGUGGUCUUCGAGAAAGCCGUUUCAUUUCAGCCAAGGUUACCCUGAUUCUCAUCGGCCUCGUACUUCCACCCUUCUACCCCAUGAUUGCGUGUUUGUUCACCUCCUCGUCUUGGAAAUUCCUGGAGUUUAAGACGUGCGAGGAGUUGUCAGCGCAGCCACAGACAUGGGAAGAAUAUUUAGACAAAAGGCAUACAUCAUCAAAAGGUUCUAGUUCUUCGAUCAGCACCACCACAAGUUUGUCUCCAAAUAGUUAUUCAACUGCAAUUAGGACCCGAGUUCUUGAUCACUUCAAUCUCACUACACCUUUGGACCUUCUCCCGUCAAUGUCUGGGCCUGUCUGGAGGAAUAAACACUUCAAGGUGAGGGCUAUAUUUCCCACAGUGACAACAAAAGAUCUAACAGAAGGAAUGCUUAUGCUAUUACAACUAUAUAUAAAGAAUCGAAUUCACGGCUUAAGUUUAAUAAAGUGUUGA
This is a messenger RNA of Rodentolepis nana, 717 nucleotides long. The record is from the annotation of a GenBank genome assembly. Lineage: Eukaryota; Metazoa; Platyhelminthes; Cestoda; Cyclophyllidea; Hymenolepididae.